GGAAACAACACUGACAGUGACUCUGACAAAGAAAACUCUCAAGAAAACUCUACUAUUUCUACAUUACAACCAGGAAGAGAAUUAGAUGAAUAUGACAUUUUAAAUCAACAAAGAAGAAGGGCCCAACAAUCAACUAUGCAAUUAAUAACUUACUAA
This is a messenger RNA of Entrophospora candida, 156 nucleotides long. The record is from the annotation of a GenBank genome assembly. NCBI's taxonomy places the organism in Eukaryota, Fungi, Glomeromycota, Glomeromycetes, Entrophosporales, Entrophosporaceae.